Amoebophrya sp. A120 is the source of this 1618-nucleotide messenger RNA. The record is from the annotation of a GenBank genome assembly. Lineage: Eukaryota; Dinophyceae; Syndiniales; Amoebophryaceae.
GCGGACCGUUCUUCCCUUUUCGCAAGUUCUUUAUUUGACCACUUGCUUGUUCAAUAAAUUUUAAUUUUUGUUUUAUUAUUUCACCCACUGCAACGGCCCAGGCCCACGGGACUAAGUUCUUACACGCUCAGCUGCGAGAAGACCCCCUUUCAAUACUAAAAGACAAAAUGGUAAUUUCCGACCAGCUUGCGGAAGAGCUGGGGACGAAAAUCACCACCGAUUUUGCCCACCGGAAAACGGUGAAGCAACGGCGGGAACUGGUGUCCAAAGUGCUCGUAUGGAUUGCAAAAAUGUCUGGGUCUGGAAGAUUGCAACUUGUCAUGCUGAAACCGAAUCAUGCAAAAAUCUGCGUUGCAUGACUGCCAAAAGCUGCCCACUUUCGACCAAGUUGGGCGGGAGUUUCUCAUGCAGGAUGGGCAUGGCAGAGAUCUCCCGGACUCUGUCAUGCUAGGUCCCGCAUUCCAGACCUCAUGGGUCAUGGAAAACCUGCAUGACAAGUUUGCAUUCUUCCAGACCCAGACAUUUUUACAUUUGAUAGCUCGGCCCGAAGGAUGAGGAAACCGGGAAAUUUCCGGACAAGGAGGUUCGGAAACUAUCCUGAGUAAAAACGUACCCACACCAGAGUUGUAAUGCAGAUUUGCAAAGACAGGAAGACUUGUAAUGCGCAACCCCAUGACAGGCAUUCUCAAGCGUGUUUGCGUUUGGGAGCUUGUAAUACUGUAAACAGGAUUAGCAGAUCGAUUUGUUAUGCGGAUUCCCUUGCUAAACUGCACUACAAUACAGCCUGCAACUUGUCAUGCGUGACUCACAAAACUCCUAGGCUUGUGUUGCAAAAUCCUCAUCCUGACUCUGGUGUGGGUACGUUUUUACUCAGGAGAGAAACUGGCGGUUAUUCUGGUGCAAAUAGCCGUGUACACGGGUAGUUUAGAUAAGUUCCAGUCUUUGAAACGGGACGACAAAAUGUCCAUGAAGAAAAUUGUGAACAAGAUGGUGAACAACAAAAAAGACGGCGGGUUCCCGAAACUGUGCAACACCCUGUUCGAGUCUGGGCCGCCGUUACCGCCCAUAGUGUGGAAGUUGCGCGAGGCGCCGAAGCCGGUCGGAUUCAUGGCAAAGAUGGCGAACAAACAAUCCUUGAGCAAACAGUGCUCCCAGAGCCUGUUGAAGAGUGGAAGCACCGCAUCGUUGGGCGAUCUGGUGGUGUCUGCCGCGGCCGGAGACAUGGCAAAGAAAUUGGAAAGACGGCAGUCACAGGAGCAGGGCAGUCUGCUCGGAGGAGGUGCCGAUGAACAAGUAGGGGCUCGUCCAGCAAGUCCGUCUGCUGGAGGAGCUCUCGGUUCGUCGUAAGAAGAAACAUUUUUUUUUGCUGAUGAAAACCUGGCUGCUGUUGACGAGAGUCAAUUUCUUCUUGCGAUGAAUACGAUGCAGCAACAAGAGCAGCAACGCCAAAAACUUUCUUUGUAUGAGCAAAACGAAUGCUUGAGCUCGUGUACCCCACGACGACGCUGAAAAAAAAAUAAAAAUUCAUACAGCGGCUUUGAUCUUCGUCUUCCAAGAACACAUCCAAUUUUACAGACUUUCAAAUCGAACACGCACGACAUCGGAAGAACUCCAGCUG